UGUGUGCACUCUGUGCAUACACUGUGCCUUUAAGCGCCACAUUGUGCUGGUCCGUACUGGGAUGGGCCGGGGUGGCUGAUACCUGCUGGGUAUAUAAGGGAAGGCUGUGAGGAGCAGGCACAGUGUCGGACAUUGCCAGCGGGUGCCAUGAGGGUGCCGGAGGGUGCAGAGGAGAAGUCGGUGACCCUGGAUAUAGUGGAGCGGAAAGAGAAGCGAGGGGACAGUAAGGCAGAGAGUGAAAUGACAGAGAGUGAGGCUUAUUCCUACGGCGCCGCCGACAAGGACCCGCAGGGUCGGCUACAGCGGGCACAGAAUGGCAUCGCCCGACUGCUGAGACCCAUUGGACUUGCGCUGCGCAGACUCCUCGUGCGGUUGGGAGAGGACUGGAUCUUCCUGUUCUUGCUGGGGAUAAGCAUGGCGACCAUCAGCUUCGGCCUGGACGUUACCAUUGCAAAGUUACAGAGAGCCAACCUGUGGGUCUAUGAUGCUCUGGAUCGGUACCGCUACUUGCAGUAUUUCUCCUGGGUUCUCUACCACGUGCUGCUCAUGAUCACCUCCGCUGGCAUGGCAAAGUACAUAUCUCCCCAGGCAGCAGGUUCGGGGAUCCCUGAAAUAAAAGUGACCCUUCGGGGAGUUGUCCUGGCAGAGUUCUUUACCCUCCGCACUUUCAUAGCUAAACUAAUAGGAGUAACGUGCACCCUGGCUGCCGGCAGCACCAUAUUCCUGGGCAAAGUGGGCCCAUUUGUGCAUAUGGCUACCAUACUCGCUACCCAGCUUGGCAGACUCAUGGUCAAGCUUGUUGGAGCCAAGGAGAAUCCAAGUCGGAAAUAUGAAAUGUUAGUUGCUGGAGCGGCUGUGGGCGUGGCUUGCUGUUUUGUGGCCCCUGUGGGAGGGGUGCUCUUUAGUGUGGAAGCCACUGCCACUCACUUUGCUGUGCGGAAUUACUGGCGUGGGUUCUUUGCUGCGACGUGUGCAGCGCUUAUGUUCCGCCUCCUGGCCGUCAUUAACCGCGAGAAAGAGACAGUCGCUAUUCUCUUCAGCACAAACUGGCGCGUAGAAUUUCCCUUCGACCUCCCAGAGUACCUCUCCUAUGCCAUCCUGGGAGUGGUAUGUGGGUGCCUAUGCUGCGUGUAUCUGUUCCUACACCGUACGACGCUGCUCUUCCUGCAGAACCACCCGCGAAUCAGCACGCUGCUCAGAAAUAAUCGCAUGGUCUAUGCUGCCUUUGUGGCUUGGGUUCUGGCCAGUAUCACUUUCCCACAUGGAUUUGGCCAAUACUUAGGAGGCACACGGCUGACAAUGAAGGAACAUCUAGAGACAUUCUUCAACAACAUAACCUGGGGCAUCGAGGAACUCUCCCUGGGUGCAAACAUCUCUGGCCAGCCCCCUAAUCCCAGCUACAGUAACAACUUUCUGCAGUGGACUCACCCUAAUAUGUCAACUUUAGAGAUACUGACCUGCUUUGUGGUACUGAAAUUCUUUAUGCUCCUGUUUGCCAACACCAUGAUUAUCCCGGCGGGUUACUUCCUUCCUGUCUUUGUCUAUGGCGCUGGACUCGGAAGGCUUUAUGGAGAGAUCAUGGCAAAAAUCUUUCCCAAUGGGAUUGUCUCUGAGGGAAUCCCCAUCAAGAUAACCCCCGCAGGAUACGCACUGGCAGGUGCUGCUGCGUAUUCUGGUGCCGUUACACAAACCUUAUCCACAGCCCUGCUGGUGUUUGAGCUCUCUGGACAGAUGUCCCAUAUCCUGCCUGUCCUCAUUGCUGUUCUUAUUGCAAACGCCAUUAGCCAGAACUACCAAAGUUCCUUCUUUGACCUCAUUGUUAUUAUCAAGAAACUUCCGUACCUUCCGAAGCUUGCAAUGGGGCAGAACAGUGCCCAUGAUAUCUGUGCUGAGGACUUUAUGGUGACCGACUUGCAAUAUCUGGUGAAAGGAUUUAGAUACAGGGACAUACGGAGUCUCCUCAAAUCCUCUGAACUGAAGCAAUUCCCCUUUGUGGAUUCAGAAGAAUCCAAGGUUCUCCUGGGCUGUUUCAGUCGGAAGAGCCUGGCCAAGCUACUGGCCGAGCAGCUGAGCACCGAGCGCAGGAUCCAAUUCAUGCUGGACAAGACUGGGGGAAAAUUCCCCAUAACUCCCUCGGGAGAGAAUGGAACUGAUGAAAAGACCGACCUGCAUAAGAUUGAGGAGUGUGAGUACUCAGACACCACUUACAGCGCCCAGGAGACUGUCGUGUAUGAGAGUGAGGAGAAACAAAAAACGCGCACAGAAUCACGGAGGAGACGCUCAGCGAAAUUCAAAAGUCAUUAUCUAAAGAUGGUGGAGGAGUGGGAGUGCCGCCAGUUGAAUGAAGAGGUCCCACUGGAACUUCUGACAAUAGACCCGACUCCCUACAGACUGCUGGAGAAAGAGACGCUCUAUCAGUGCUACGACUUGUUCAACCUCCUCGGCCUGCGCACCGCCUACGUCACUCGGAUAGGGCGCCUGGUGGGAGUGGUUUCACUCUCUGAGAUAAAGGAAGCCGUGGAUGGGACAGUGAAAGGGACGUUCACCCCGAGGGCCAGAGCCCAGGAGCAGUCAGAGGAGACCAUUCGCCUGAAUCCAUUGGCCCCAGCGGCCCCGGGACCAAAUGUCAGCUGACAGCGUGCACCAACAGCCACCAAUGGGAAGCCUGGGGUACACAGGGCCCUCAGCUUAGGGGCCGCGGGAUUGGCUCCUCUUACACUGCCUGGUUUGGCAGCUGUGUGUCACUUGUAUGUACUGUUACCUUAUUGCUCUUUGUAAUAAAACCCACAUAUUUAAUUGCC
Messenger RNA from Xenopus tropicalis (tropical clawed frog), 2801 nucleotides. RefSeq names its product chloride channel, voltage-sensitive Kb (gene clcnkb). The coding region runs from base 148 to 2634 and encodes 828 amino acids. Gene Ontology annotation, biological process: chloride transport; transmembrane transport; chloride transmembrane transport. Gene Ontology annotation, molecular function: chloride transmembrane transporter activity. The transcript is spliced from 22 exons. The record is from RefSeq and is a predicted model, not a curated record. NCBI's taxonomy places the organism in Eukaryota, Metazoa, Chordata, Amphibia, Anura, Pipidae. Gene Ontology annotation, cellular component: membrane.